CUCCAUCGACGAGCUUUAAAGCUGGAGGAACGAUUUAAAGGAAAACCGUGCGAUCAGUUUGGCGAGAGGAUCGUUUAGAAUUCCGCGAGUGGCCAGAGCGAUUUCUUCGGGAAUGCAACUACCGGCUGUAAUCGGUCGCAAAGCCGACCAUUUGCAAAAGUGUCUCAACGUGCGGGUCUGUUCGUUGCAUACGGGCCGACCAUAACUUUAUUCCAUGGUGUAUGGGAGGCAACUUCGACCAUUACCGGCUACAUUAUACCGCCUCGCAACGUGAGCCGCUUACGUUAACGCGACACCCGCCUCGUCCUCUUCGCUUUGCCGCGGGCGGAACGCUCUGAAAAUCUGCUGCAACCCGUACAGAGACAAUUUUCUGCUUCGAGGGACGACAAGUGUUGCAUACCAGACUGAUGAACUUUGCCAUUUUGCGAAUGUAUUUUCACGCGUGCUUCCUUUGAAUUAAUUCAGUGCCUUUUAAUUAUUCUUUACUGCAAAUAGCAACCGUCCAAUUUAUAUUAAGAACGUUAAUGAAGUAUUUCUGAGGUCAUUUUUAUAAAAUUCUGAACUUCAAAUUAAUAUACCGUGGGUGCCAUUUAAUGGUACUUUUGGAAAUAAAUGAAAUAAAAUAAAUUUCCUUCUCAUCCACACCGUUCAAUGGAACUUUUUGAUUGAUUGAUGUUCUUGCUGAGUAGUCCCUUCAGUUUCAUUAAUAAGAAUGAGAUUAAGCAAGUAGAUGAUUCCGUGGCUUCGCCACUCACGCAGACACCACGUCGGUCGGCUUAUGAAUAAACAAAGGGACGUUAACGCGUUAUGAAUAAUUAAGCUGCACUCGAGACGAGAACGCCGCACGCAUUUCAACGGAGAACCCGUAGCUUAACGACCACCCAGUAUAUGCUACAAAGGCUAGAAAUUGUUAGCUCGAAAUCUUGUAAAUAAAGUUCAAAGGUUCAUUAAAAUGGUUACAUAAAUCCUUCAUUAGUAUUCUUACUCCUAAGAGGAUUUUUCCAGUCUUAAUUAAUUCGUAAUAUUUAAUUAAUUUAUUCUUCCGUCUUUGGAUGAAACUCGAAGCUUUGCGUUGUUAUUUAUACAAUGCCCGUGCCAUUUCGCUGACUAAUUUGCUUUCAACGCUGUGCCCGUGCUCCAAGCAAGAAUAAUUUUGUUUAAAUCUGAAAUGUUUGUCAACCGACAUCCAGGUUAUAAUAUAAGCUCCGUUGCAUCGGUGCAGUUCGGUGCAGUUUGCAAAAUAUUCCUUCGUGGAAGCACGUCGAUUUAUUCGUUUUAUAAUUAAACUUAGCUGCGAUGAAGAGGUUCGUGAUUCUUGUUUGCAUUCUUAUCAGCGCAACGACACGAGCACUCGAGGUAGAAAUAAUCUCAAGAGUAAUGAACGUGCCAGUGAAGGAUUUAGCAGAAUGCCUGCAGAAGAAUAGAUUAACCACUGAGGACAUAGAAGAUUUGGAAAACAUAUUCGAUGAUCAAAAUGUAUCUUUAUCCGAAUACUCCUCUAACUUUGGUUGCUUUGUUACCUGUGUUUUCGAGAAAUCGCACAUAAUUGAAAAUAACCAGAUUCAAUUGAAUUCGUUAAUUGAAUUAGCCAAACGUAAUAAGUUCCCUUUGAGCGAGGCGAUGAAGCAGAAUUUGAGGGAGUGCAUCGACGAAGCGGAACAAGAAGAUGACGAGUGCAAAAUUGGUCUCACUUUUUCCUCCUGUUUAAUACACAAACUUCGACAAUAAAAUUAUUGUGACACUAUAAACAAACAGCAUCCUUUUCUUUAUAAAUAUAAGAAUAUUCUGAUUGUAAAAACGCAGUAACUGUGUUUGACUGAACUUGGAACAAAAUAUCCUGACACUAAUUUAUUUUGAUUUGUAAUUUGAAAUUAGUAAGUUUCAAUUAAUAUUAUGGUUUUCAGGAUUCUCAAAUAUUUUAUUUUUAUAAUUUUUACAAAAUAUUAUAAAAGAACCGACCUAUCA
Messenger RNA from Osmia lignaria (orchard mason bee), 1965 nucleotides. Its product is annotated as general odorant-binding protein 57c-like. Lineage: Eukaryota; Metazoa; Arthropoda; Insecta; Hymenoptera; Megachilidae. The record is from RefSeq and is a predicted model, not a curated record. Gene Ontology annotation, molecular function: odorant binding.